Messenger RNA from Zalophus californianus (California sea lion), 5424 nucleotides. RefSeq names its product flavin containing dimethylaniline monoxygenase 2 (gene FMO2). Lineage: Eukaryota; Metazoa; Chordata; Mammalia; Carnivora; Otariidae. The coding region runs from base 133 to 1740 and encodes 535 amino acids. Gene Ontology annotation, molecular function: flavin adenine dinucleotide binding; NADP binding; N,N-dimethylaniline monooxygenase activity. The transcript is spliced from 9 exons. The record is from RefSeq and is a predicted model, not a curated record.
CCAACAUUUAAAGCACUUCUGACUGCUUCCCAGCCCACACCCAACAGAGAAAACUAUUGUGUCAAAGGGACAGCACCAAAAGGCAAAAGGAAGUGAAGCAGUAUUGAUUGAUCAACUCCUUGACAGAAGACCAUGGCAAAGAAGGUGGCAGUGAUUGGAGCUGGGGUCAGUGGCCUGGUCUCUCUGAAGUGCUGUGUGGAUGAGGGACUGGAGCCCACUUGCUUUGAGCAAACUGAAGAUAUUGGAGGGCUGUGGAGGUUCAAGGAAAAUGUUGAAGAUGGCCAAGCAAGUAUCUAUCAAUCUGUCAUCACCAACACCAGCAAAGAAAUGUCUUGUUUCAGUGACUUUCCAAUGCCUGAAGACUUUCCAAACUUCCUGCACAAUUCUAAGCUCCUGGAAUAUUUCAGAAUUUUUGCCAGAAAGUUUGAUCUUCUAAAAUAUAUUCAGUUCCAGACAACUGUCCUCAGUGUGAAAAAACACACGGAUUUCUCAUCUUCUGGCCAAUGGGAGGUUGUUACCGAGAGCAACAGCAAGAAGCAAAGUGCUGUCUUUGACGCAGUUAUGGUUUGCAGCGGCCAUCACAUCCUCCCUCACAUCCCACUGGAGUCAUUUCCAGGUAUUGAGAGGUUCAAAGGCCAAUAUUUCCAUAGCCGCCAAUACAAGCACCCAGAGGGACUUGAAGGGAAACAUAUCCUGGUGAUUGGACUAGGAAACUCGGCCUCAGAUAUUGCCGUUGAGCUGAGUAAGAAGGCUGCUCAGGUAUUUAUCAGCACCAGACAUGGUUCCUGGGUCAUGGGCCGUAUCUCUGAAGAUGGAUAUCCCUGGGACAUAGUGUUCCAAACCCGGUUUCGGUCCAUGCUCCGAAAUGUCCUGCCACUAACAGUUCAAAAAUGGAUGAUUGAACGGCAGAUGAAUCGGUGCUUCAACCAUGAAAAUUAUGGCCUUGAGCCUCAAAACAAAUAUCUUAUGAAAGAACCUGUGGUAAAUGAUGAUCUUCCAAGUUGUAUACUCUACGGAGCCAUCAAGGUGAAACCGAGAGUGAAAGAGCUCAGAGAAACUUCUGCCAUAUUUGAAGAUGGAACAGUGGAGGAGAAUAUUGAUGUUAUUGUCUUUGCAACAGGAUAUACUUUCUCUUUUCCAUUCCUUGAAGAUUCACUUGUUAAAGUAGAGGAUAAGAUGGUCUCACUGUAUAAAUACAUGUUCCCUCCUCACCUGGAGAAGUCAACUCUGGCGUGCAUUGGUCUCAUCCAGCCCCUAGGUUCCAUUUUCCCAACUGCCGAACUUCAAGCUCGUUGGGUAACCAGGGUUUUCAAAGGCUUGUGUACCUUGCCCUCAGAGAGGACUAUGAUGGCGGACAUUAUCAAGAGGAAUGAAGAAAGAAUAGAUUUGUUUGGAAAGAGCCAGAGCCAGACACUGCAGACCAAUUACAUCGACUACUUGGACGAGCUCGCCUUAGAGAUAGGUGCGAAGCCAGACAUCCUGUCUCUCUUGCUGAAAGACCCCAAACUGGCUGUGAAGCUCUAUUUCGGACCCUGCAACUCCUACCAGUACCGCCUCACUGGGCCCGGGCAGUGGAAGGGAGCCAAGAGGGCCAUCCUCACCCAGAAACAACGGAUACUGAAGCCUUUAAAGACACGGGCACUAAAAGCUUCAUCUGAUUUCCCAGUUUCCUUUCUGUUGAAAAUCGUGGGGCUUCUUGCUAUUGUUGUGGCCCUUUUUUUUCGGCUUCAGUGGUUCUAAUUGGUCAGCAUAAAGCUUUUGAUUUUAGUGUCAGUCAGUUCCUCUUUAAAAAAAAAGGCAAAGAAAAACAUGAAAUCUAGAUUCUAUAUUUCAGAGUUGAGAGGAACAGAAAGAGGUGGUUGUAGAGAAUUAGCAGAAUUAGGUCCAUGUUAAAACACUAAAAUGGUGUCAUGAAAUUUCUUUGCCACUCCACCCUUCCCUCAAGUUCAUCAGACUCUCCAAAAGGACAAUUAAAUAGCACUGGCUAAAUAGUGCUGCCAGGCCCCAUAUAAGAGGGUUGUGUGGAAAAAAUAGAAAUACAUAGAAUGAAAAGCAAGCCCCAUGGUUUAAAACAUUAGAAAAUUUCAAUGGUGGGUAAAUAUUUAAACUCUUGCAUGAUGUUCUUGAUAAUCUUCCCUACCCGGGCUGUAUCUGGUAACAAAGUUCUCAGGUGUUAGGUCAUGCUCCAUUUGCUUAUCAGGGAAUCACUCAAAAAUCCUGGAUGAAAAUAUGAGAGGCUAGACUCAGAAAGCAAUGGCGAUGAUAAGACAGACUCCUUGGGCCUCAUGGUGAAAGCAAAGCCAAUAGGCACAUUUGUUAUGUUUUGACAGAAACACUGCUGUAAAAAUAAAAAUAAACCUGCAGUAACAGCUAUAUACACAUUCAGUACUUUCCAUAGACCAGACAUUAUGCUCAGUGCACAUUGUAUGUAUUAACUUCAUUUAAAUCUCACAAUAAUUCUGUGAGAUGGAUGAGGCUAUUCUACCCAUUUUAUAGAUGAUGAAACUGAGAGAGCAGUUGGGUAACAUGUCCAAGACCAUACAGCUGGUCUUGCCAGGCAGCCAGGAUUGGAACCCAGUUUUGCUUGAUUCUGGAACUGUGGAUCAUAACCUUUCCCCAGAAUAUACUUAUUUACAAAACAGCUAUUGCAGAUAAAGUAAUUAAUUAUUAACAGUUUAUUUUAUUUAUAAUUAUAUAUAUGUUGCUUUUGGAGGAACUUAACACAGAUAACAGCACACUUCUUGCAAAUAUGAUCAAUUAAUUUUAUUCAUAAUAUUUUGGUUUAUAGUCCAACCAGAUCUAAAAAGCAUUUGAAGGAAUUUACAAUGAAACACACCUAUAGAAGAACAUUUAAGAUGAUCAUUGACAUUUUGAAAAAACAAGCAUUGAGGACGAAGUAUAUGUCCCAAGUAGAUGAAAAGCAUUAUAAUGAUUGAGCCUUGUAUUUAGCUCCAACAUUAUAGGUAAACAAGGCAAAAAGUGAAACAAUAUAUAAUCUCUGUCAUUUGAUAAAAGGAAGCAUACCAGUUUGUUAGACACAUUUUCUUGGAACUGAAAUUUAAAAAAGAUACAAGCAAUUCAAUGUCAAUAGACAUUGAGCAACAGAAUAAACAUCUGGUUUAUCAACCCACUACAGCCAUUCUUUCCAUGAACUGUGCUUUGGGAGAUAAGCUAUGCCCUAAACCCAGCCCAAGGACUUUUGAAGAGGGAAAAGGUCAGGAAUUAAAAAUUUAGGCAAAUUUCUCCUCUUACUCUUCCAAAGUCUGUGCGGACAUUGUUCUUUACUUUGGCCUGGAUUUGUCUCUAAAGAGCCCAGAGCAAUGUAAUGGCAAUCUCUGUCAGUGGAAGCUUCAUUUCUUUAAAGUCCAUUGAAAUGGACUUGCUCCAUUCAUCAUUACCACUACCCAGGGAAGUAACUAUGGUCAUUAUCCUACUCCUACAGUGGACUAGAUUGGGAAACAAGUGUCGGGUUGGUACCGAAUCAGUGGGGAAAAAUAGCUCCAUUAGGACAAAAUUAUUAUUAUAUGUAUAACCUUGAAAUUUUUAGAAAGAGCUUAAUCUCUUGAAAGCUUUCCAAAUAUUGUGUUAUCUUUUUAAAAACAUAAACAGUUCACUUCCAGAGUCUGAAUGACUAAGAAAGACUCAUCCAAGUUUAUUCUUCUGCCUCUAUACACCAGGAAACAGGAAACUAUCCCAGACAAACCAACUAGGAUAGUUUGUUCCAAAUUACGACCCACAGACUACCUGCAUCAGAAUAUCUCAGGGAGCUUAUAGAAGUGCAGAUUCUUAAAUACAAAUGCAGUAAUAAUUCAGACCUGCUGAAUGAGAGUCUCCCCUGGAAUCUCCAGUCUUGACAAGCUCCCUAAAAGAUUCCUGUUCACAUUAAAUUUAAAAACCAUUGGUUUGAGGUAUCGCCAAAAAAGCUGCUUUUGCUUUUGCUUAUCAGGGAAUCACUCAAAAAUCCUGGAUGAAAAUAUGAGAGGCUAGACUCAGAAAGCGAUGGCGAUGAUCAGACAGACUCCUUGGGCCUCAUGGUGAAAGCAAAGCCAACAGGCACAUUUGUUAUGUUUUGGAUCAUAUGUCAUGGAUCAAUCCAUGACUUUUUCCACUCCUCAAGGCCAAAUUCCCCCUUCGGUUCAGCCUUGGUGCUUCUAGUUGCAAUUUACAAUGUUCUCCUGUAAAGAAUGUUAACUUGUUAUCACCCUCCUCCCAAAUCUCUCCCUGUGAUGUUCCCUUUACUAAACUUUCAUUUUAACUACCCUUCUCUCUGUGAUAGCUACUCAGUUUUUCUUACCAAAAGGCAAAUAUGUCCCAUUUGCUCAUUGCAGAAAAAUUAAGAUAUUUUAAAAAUAAAACUCUUGGACUGUGACAUGUAACAAAAUUUCUAAUAAUAAAGAUUUCAAAAGCUUAACCCACAAAGAAUCCAAUGUUCAUAUUACAGUAAGGAUGGCAAAGGAAGAUCCUUCCUUAUAACUAGUCCUUCAUCCUGGAAGAUGCUGCUACACCAGUACAACCCCCAAUGCAGAGCUAUUGGCCAUUUUCUGGAGGCGGAAUGUGUUUACACAGAACAUAACUCACUUUCUUGUCUGGUCUGCCUUAUGACCAGAUUAUGGAUCAAUGAAGCUUAAAAAAGUGGGGGGUGCGCCUGGAUGGCUCAGUCAUUAACCAUCUGCCUUCAGCUCAGGUCAUGAUCCCAGAGUCCUGGGAUCGAGCCCCACAUCGGGCUCCUUGCUCUGCGGGAAGCCUGCUUCUCCCUCUCCCACUCCCCCUGCUUGUGUUCCUUCUCUCGCUGUCUCUCUCUCUGUCAAAUAAAUACAUAAAAUUUUUAAAAAAAGAAAAAAAAAGUCUCCUGGGAUUAGAUUCUUGUAAUCCAGGUCAGAAGCCAAAAUGAGAUUGAACAUGCAAGGCUUUAUUAAGGAAAAUGCCUGUAUGAGGGGGAAAAUAGGGAAAGUGCAGGAAGUGGCUGGAAGAGUCAUCAGAGAGUCUGCCUCUGAAUGAAGGAAAGACAAAAGAAGGUUUGGGUAGAAACAUCCCUGACUGCUGUGCAGUCCAAGCAAGGAAGAUGCAGCAGAGCCACUGGGGAGUCCUCAAGCCAUCAAAGAAUCCUGACUCUCCCAGGUGUCUGGCUCCUGGCUCAUCCCAACUCCUGGGAAGGGGGCCUGGGCACAAGCACAACAAUGUAUCUCACACACAACAGCUAAAGCCCUUGGUCAAUUACACAACCUGUGCUUAGAGAUCCAUGAAGCGCAUUCUCAGGCUCAUAAUGUCAUUUUUUGUAUUUUUUAACUAAUUGAAUCACAAGCUUUAAAUUAAUUUGCCUACUUAAGGGGUAUGUGCACCCCAAUGUUUAUAGCAGCAAUGUCCACAAUAGCCAAACUGUGGAAAGAGCCAAGAUGUCCAUCAACAGAUGAAUGGAUAAAGAAG